Messenger RNA from Histoplasma capsulatum G186AR, 600 nucleotides. RefSeq lists its product as uncharacterized. The record is from RefSeq and is a predicted model, not a curated record. Bases 1 to 600 code for a protein of 199 amino acids. NCBI's taxonomy places the organism in Eukaryota, Fungi, Ascomycota, Eurotiomycetes, Onygenales, Ajellomycetaceae. The transcript is spliced from 4 exons.
AUGGACGAUGCCCUCCGUGUCAAGAAGCUCAAGGAGGAAAAGCAGAUGAGGCUUAGCCGUUUCUGUGCUCCCAAAGAAAAGCAGGAAGACUUCUAUCGUUAUUUGGAGUCACUAAAAAUCAAAAAGAUGCCCCAGACAACUGGGAUUUUGUUCGCUCUCCUUGAACCAAGAUCCCAUCGCUUUAACGCAAUUGCUUUUCAAAAGUGUCUUGCUGAGUGGCUCUGCGCGGCGAGUAUUCCUGCACAUCUCACACAGAAUGAUUACAGCAAGUGGAUAGUCAGUGGGAGGGAGGGGAUGGAAGCAUUGAAGAGCCGAAGGAGGGAAGAUGGCUUUAAGAAAUACUUUGGCCUAGAAAUUUCCUCUCGAAUAUUCAAGCUUGAUUCCGUUAACUUCGCGUAUAACACGAUUAACAGGUUGUGGGCUACACUUGAUGGCGUAUUGCGGAUUGUUUGCCAUUGGGAUCACCUUCUCCCUCUCAAUGCUAAGCAUGGCUAUGCACAUAGUCUAUACUUUGCUGCAGAGGAUCGACCAGAUGACAAACAAGAGCUAGAAUUCAUGCUGAGGGAGGAAGCAGAGACGUUAAACAUAGGGACGCCUUGA